Messenger RNA from Prionailurus viverrinus (fishing cat), 3415 nucleotides. RefSeq names its product glycerophosphodiester phosphodiesterase domain containing 5 (gene GDPD5). NCBI's taxonomy places the organism in Eukaryota, Metazoa, Chordata, Mammalia, Carnivora, Felidae. The record is from RefSeq and is a predicted model, not a curated record. Gene Ontology annotation, molecular function: glycerophosphodiester phosphodiesterase activity. Gene Ontology annotation, biological process: positive regulation of neuron differentiation; lipid metabolic process. The transcript is spliced from 15 exons. Bases 963 to 2759 code for a protein of 598 amino acids. Gene Ontology annotation, cellular component: plasma membrane.
CUGGGCUCGGCUCCGGCUCCGGCUGCAGCUCUUGUGGGGGUGGGCGGCGGGGAUGACAGCAGCGGGGGUGGCUGCGGCUGCCGCGCAGGGCUGAGCGAGCCGCGAGCGAGCCGGGGGAAGAGGAGGAAGUGGAGCCGCGGCCCCGAGCUCCGGAGUCAGCCGACGCGCCGAGGUCCGCCCCAUUUUGCAGAGCGAGCCGAGUCCGGACCUGGGAAGACUUCUCCGCCGGGCUUCGGCCGCCGCGGCUCUGCGCGUCCUCGCCUGCGCCCUGCCCCGCCUGCCCCCGCCCGGGGUUCUGUGCCGGGACGCUCCCAGCCCCGCGAUCCGGGGCGUCGCGGCUGGGACGCCCUGAGCUCCCGACCCGAUCCAGUGCCCUGGGGCGGGAAGCUCCUGGCCCACCGUACUGGUCUAUGGUUGCGGGCUUGUACCCUGCCCUUCUGUAGUGUGUGUUGGAGCCCCCGGACCCGGGUUAAGGCGGGUGCCCACAGCCUCCCGACCGAGUGCAACGGAGCCCAGAAGCCCCCAGACUCUGGCUCCCGAGACCCAAACCUUCAGCUGCCUUCCGCCCGGUGCUUCGGACUUGGGACCGUGCGAACGCCCAGGAAACCCCGGCCCGGGUCCAAGCACCCCGUGAGGGGUCCCAAGCCUGCUGGGCAGUUGGACUGAGCCGGACCGAGCUGGUGCUGCGAGCCGAAGCUGUCACCUUUCUGCCGCCCCAGGCGAGGGCUCAGCGUUUGCCCCGAAGAAGGGAUCACAGGCCACCCCACCACCACCACCCCUGCCCGGCGGCCGGCGAGAGCCGAGAGCCGAGAGCUGCAGCUGUCCCAAGGAAGUGACAACACCACCUCCGUGGACAGGACAUCCUCAAGAGCCCUGCUCACAGCCGCUGCUACCUUCUUCCAGGACCGGCCAAGGGCCUCAUGGGUGCCUGAGGGCUGGGCGCCAGGGCCGCACGCAAGAGCAUGGUGAGACACCAGCCCCUGCAGUACUAUGAGCCACAGCUGUGCCUCUCCUGCCUCACGGGCAUCUACGGCUGCCGCUGGAAGCGCUACCAGAGAUCCCACGAUGACACCACACCGUGGGAACGCCUCUGGUUCCUGCUCCUCACCUUCACCUUUGGCCUCACACUCACCUGGCUCUACUUCUGGUGGGAAGUCCACAAUGACUACGAUGAAUUCAACUGGUACCUCUACAACCGCAUGGGCUACUGGAGUGACUGGUCUGUGCCCAUCCUCAUGACCACAGCUGCUGCCUUCACCUACAUCGCGGGCCUCCUGGUCCUGGCACUAUGUCACAUCGCCGUGGGGCAGCAGAUGAACCUACAUUGGCUGCACAAGAUGGGGCUGGUGGUCAUCCUGGUGUCCACGGUGGUGGCCAUGUCGGCCGUGGCCCAGCUGUGGGAGGACGAGUGGGAGGUGCUGCUGAUCUCCCUGCAGGGCACAGCGCCAUUCCUGCAUGUGGGGGCCCUGGCUGCCAUCACCGCGCUCUCCUGGAUUGUGGCAGGACAGUUCGCCCGUGCAGAGCGGUCCUCCUCCCAGGUGGCCAUUCUCUGUAUCUUCUUUGCCAUGGUAUUUGCCUUCUACCUGGCCCCUCUCACCAUCUCAUCUCCCUGCAUCAUGGAGAAAAAGGACCUGGGCCCCAAGCCUGCCCUCAUUGGCCACCGUGGGGCUCCUAUGCUGGCCCCAGAGCACACACUGAUGUCCUUCCGGAAGGCCCUGGAGCAGAAGCUGUAUGGGCUACAGGCUGAUGUCACCAUCAGCCUGGAUGGCGUGCCCUUCCUCAUGCAUGACACCACCCUGCGGCGCACCACCAACGUGGAGGAGGAGUUUCCGGAGCUCGCCCGCAGGCCCGCCUCCAUGCUGAACUGGACCAUCCUGCAGAGGCUCAAUGCCGGCCAGUGGUUUCUGAAGACGGAUCCCUUCUGGACGGCCAGCUCUCUGUCACCCUCCGACCACAGGGAGGCCCAGAACCAGUCCAUCUGCAGCUUAGCAGAGCUCCUGGAGCUGGCCAAGGGCAAUGCCACGCUGCUGCUCAACCUGCGUGACCCACCACGGGAGCACCCCUACCGUGGCAGCUUCCUCAAUGUCACGCUGGAGGCCUUGCUGCGCUCUGGGUUCCCCCAGCACCAGGUCAUGUGGCUGCCUAACAGGCAGAGGCCCUUCGUGCGGAAGGUGGCUCCUGGCUUCCAGCAGACAUCAGGUUCCAAGGAGGCGGCCGCCAGCCUGCGGAGAGGCCACAUCCAGAGGCUGAACCUGCGCUACACUCAGGUGUCCCGCCAGGAGCUCAGGGACUAUGCGUCCUGGAACUUGAGUGUGAACCUCUACACGGUCAAUGCACCGUGGCUCUUCUCUUUGCUGUGGUGUGCAGGAGUCCCAUCUGUCACCUCCGACAACUCCCAUACCCUGUCCCAGGUGCCUUCCCCUCUCUGGAUCAUGAGAUCAGCGAUGGCAUGGAGGUUUCCGAUGAGCUCUCUGUAUGUUCAGACAACAGCUAUGACACGUAUGCCAACAGCGCUCCCACCCCUAAGGACAACCGAGGGAGUGGCAGCCGCACCAAGACUCUCACAGACCGGAGUGGGCGUUAGCCGAAGACCUGUUUGUCCCAGCCUGUACCUGUACGUGGAGACCAGGGGGCCCAAGAGAGCGGGCAGAAGCAUGUCUGGACCUGGAGUGCUCUGGGAGCUGGCUCCACGGCCUCCUUGUUGGCUCCGGCCCCCGUCAGCCAUGGCCCCCCUUGAAGGGGAUUCCCCUCUCUCCUGAGGCCCAGCCAGGUCAGAACUCCAGUCUCGCAGAGGCCCCUGCUGGCCUGGGGCCCCUUCUGGGAAGUCUGGGGCCCAGGGCCUGGUCCUCCCCCGGAGGCCUUCCCUUGCAUCCUGAUCUGGAAGCUCUGAUGGCUCGCUGCUGGGCCGUGUGGCAGUUGAGGAUGUGGAUGUCCACGUGUGUCCAUCCUUCCUUCUAUGCUGAGGUAGCCGACUUCUUCGGUGUCUCCUGCCUUGAGGGCCUGGGCUGGGCCUCUGCCCCCAGCAGCUGUUCUUCACAUCAGUCUCAAAGCACAAGGAGGUUCAGCCCAAGAAGAAAGCCUGCUGUGGUGGAGACACUCCUCCCUGACCAGCCUCCUACCACCACUGGCCCUGCCUCAGGAGAGGGACUGAGCCACGUCCCCAGGAACAGCUGGAGAUGGCCAGGAGAAUAGGCCUAAGGCUGCUUUAUCCCUCGCCCUCAUGUCCAACAGACUUCUAGGGCACAGUGGCACAGAGGCCCAAGAGAUCUGCAGACUGAUACAACCUCAGGUUUCCACAUCAGUGGCCACAGGGCAUUGGCCACCUAGGAAGAAUGUCCUAGGCAUGGCCAAGGAGGCCUAUAGCAGAGCAAGCCUGACAGCCUUGGCCAAUAUGAUUAAAGCUGCCAUCCUGACA